Populus nigra (black poplar) is the source of this 1402-nucleotide messenger RNA. Its product is annotated as homoserine kinase. The coding region runs from base 134 to 1234 and encodes 366 amino acids. The transcript has a single exon. NCBI's taxonomy places the organism in Eukaryota, Viridiplantae, Streptophyta, Magnoliopsida, Malpighiales, Salicaceae. The record is from RefSeq and is a predicted model, not a curated record. Gene Ontology annotation, molecular function: ATP binding; homoserine kinase activity. Gene Ontology annotation, biological process: L-threonine metabolic process.
AGCCUUAAAAACAUGGAGAACUACAUGAAUAAUUCACCUCUCCCUUUAAAAACGACUGGAUUCUAAAACCCUUGCGUUUUUUACUCACUAAAAAGUGAAAAAAGCCUCCCUUUCUCCCUCUACAACCACAAAAAUGGCAAUAUGUUGUUUUCCAUCUCCUUUGAAACCUAUAACCCCAGCAACUCCAUUAACAAAUCUUAAACCCAAAAGACCAGACAUCCUUCGCUGUAACUUCUCUCUGCCCACCAUCACAACCACCGAACCCGAGCCAGUUUUCACAUCCGUCAGAUCCUUCGCACCUGCUACUGUCGCCAACCUUGGCCCUGGCUUUGAUUUCCUUGGAUGCGCCGUCGAUGGCCUCGGCGACUUCGUCUCUCUCCGUGUCGACCCCUCUGUCCACCCCGGCGAGCUCUCCAUCUCCGAUAUUUCGGGGCCCAAAAAGCUCUCCAAAAACCCACUCUAUAACUGUGCUGGCAUCGCUGCUAUCGCCACCAUGAAAAUGCUCAACAUUCGCUCUGUGGGUCUCUCUCUUUCCCUCGAAAAGGGCCUUCCUUUAGGAUCCGGACUCGGGUCCAGCGCUGCCAGUGCUGCGGCGGCGGCUGUGGCUGUGAAUGAGCUGUUUGGAAGAAAAUUGGAGGUGAAAGAUUUAGUCUUGGCUGGAUUGGAAUCAGAAGCUAAAGUUUCAGGUUACCAUGCUGAUAAUAUAGCGCCAGCAAUAAUGGGUGGUUUUGUUUUGAUUAGAAGUUAUGAUCCGCUAGAGUUAAUGAGUUUACAAUUCCCAGUUGAAAAAGAUUUGAUCUUUGUUCUUGUUAGUCCUGAUUUUGAAGCACCAACUAAGAAAAUGAGGGCCGCAUUGCCUGCUGAAAUAGGGAUGCCACACCAUGUGUGGAAUUGUAGUCAAGCUGGGGCUUUUGUGGCUUCAGUGUUGCAAGGGGAUUUGGUGGGACUGGGGAAGGCAUUGUCAAGUGAUAAAAUUGUGGAGCCUAAAAGGGCUCCCUUGAUUCCUGGGAUGGAAGGGGUUAAGAAGGCGGCUCUAGAGGCAGGAGCUUUUGGAUGUACAAUUAGUGGGGCGGGGCCAACAGCGGUGGCAGUGGUGGACAGCGAGGAGAGAGGAGUGGAGAUUGGGGAGAGAAUGGUGGAGACUUUUUGGAAAGAAGGCAAUCUUAAGGCUGUUGCUUCGGUUAAGAGGUUGGAUAGAGUUGGUGCUAGACUUGUUGGUAGUGUUCCUAGAUGAUGAUGAUUGAUCAUGUAAUAUGUUGGUUUUGAUUUGAUUUGAUUUGAUAUGGUGUGAAAUAACAAGUCUGAAUAGCAGCAAAUAUCAACUCACCAAGCAAGCAAGUAGAGGAAAGGGCUUUUGUUUUACUCCUGUAUUAAUGCAAGUGAACUUGGAAUGUUUUUGGUU